AUGAUGAGAAAAAAUCGUACUCCUAAAGAAUUUUUACUAACAAUCUUAAACGAACAUCUAAAAUUCCUAAAAAGAACAAAAGAAAAAAUUCCAAAAAAAUAUCAUAAAGAUAUCAAAACACAAGAAGAAAGAACAAAAGACUACCAUGCCCAUGUUACUAAAAAAGAAUUUAUCAAUUGCGAUACUUUGAAGAAUGUAUUUGAAAAAGAAAAGGGUGUGUUCAAUAGAAAAAUCGACAACCUCAAAAGAGAAAUUAGAAGAUUAAAUGGUGUAAUUAGAAGAAAGGAUAAGGAAAUCGAAAUACUUAAUACUUAUUUCAAAUCUGAAUUAGAUCCUUGGAAAAUAUUACCACUCAAACUUCUAUAUAAAAUUUGUUCAUAUUUAUCUCCAAAAGAUUUAUUUUCCUUUAUGAAAGUUAAAAAAUUUUUAUAUAAUAUAUUAAUUUCAAAUAGCAGAAUUUGGAAAAAUUCCCAACAACAGCAAUCUAACCAAAAUCACAAAUGCCCCAGCAAUAUGACUAAACAACAAUAUUGCUUUUUAAACUUCAUAAAUAUAUGUCAAAUAUGUAAUCAACCAGACGAUUCCGCAUUAAUUCUUGAACUAAAGAUCAAAAUUUGUAAACCUUGUCAUGUAAGAAUGCCAACAUUAAUUAGCCAUUUAACACUUGAAGAAAGUGAUUUUCUAUCUGAACUCCUUUUUGUGAUGCAUUCAGUAGAUUACCAACAACUUCAAGUAAAUUACCUAAAUCAUUCUACGCGUGAAUUAUCAAUUACGUCUCAUUUUGUCCAUUACUUGAAAAAAGAAGUAGAUAGUACCAAAAAUGAAUAUCUCAGAGUGCCUGAAAAUGGGAAACAAGAAUGGUUGAAUAAGAAAACAAAGAUUAUUCAAGAAUAUUACAACAAUAUUUUAAAAAUAAAACAUCCAACUAUUGAGGAUCAAUAUUUACUUCCUCAGCAACAAACUUCAUUGCAACCUCAACAGCAAAAUUUAUUGUAA
This is a messenger RNA of Dentiscutata erythropus, 996 nucleotides long. NCBI's taxonomy places the organism in Eukaryota, Fungi, Glomeromycota, Glomeromycetes, Diversisporales, Gigasporaceae. The record is from the annotation of a GenBank genome assembly.